Molecule: messenger RNA, 1972 nt
Organism: Gossypium raimondii (Peruvian cotton)
Lineage: Eukaryota; Viridiplantae; Streptophyta; Magnoliopsida; Malvales; Malvaceae
Product: gamma aminobutyrate transaminase 3, chloroplastic
Exons: 21
Coding region: 372-1835 (487 amino acids)
Biological process (GO): biotin biosynthetic process
Molecular function (GO): pyridoxal phosphate binding; S-adenosyl-L-methionine:8-amino-7-oxononanoate transaminase activity
Source: RefSeq, a predicted model, not a curated record
AGUAAAUAAAAGAAAGUAAAGAAAUAAAAACGAAAAAAAGAAAAAGAAAGGAGAAAGACGCAGAGAGCAUUUCGAAGCAGGGGAAGAAAGAAUAGGACAGAAAAAUAAAGGGGAAAAAUUCGGGAUUUGAAGCUUGAAGUUAAUUGCUAACAAGGAACCCAAGGCAUCCACGAAGAAAGGAAAAGAAAAAAUGGAAGAGGAGUAGACACGAGAAUCACGGGCACUCUAUGCUUUUGGCCUUUUGCUUCUCUGCAUGUUUUUGUCUUUAACUUUAAAUAAUAAAGAAAAAGGUGCCCAACAGCCUCCUUCGAUCAACUCUCAAAACCCAGCUUGGUUCAUAUAUAAAAAAUGCUGCUGCGUACAGAAGUUCUAUGGACCACCCACUUAAGGGUGCAUUACUGGCAAGAUUAUAUAGUACUGAGCCAUCUUUGCAGAGAGAUGAUUCAGAUUUAAAGGAUGGCAAUGGGUUUAAGGGGCAUGAUAUGCUGGCUCCAUUCACAGCUGGGUGGCAGACCACUGACUUACAUCCCCUGGUUAUUGAAAAGUCUGAGGGAAGCUAUGUUUAUGAUGCCAAUGGGAAAAAGUAUCUGGAUUCUCUCGCUGGUCUAUGGUGUACAGCAUUAGGAGGAAAUGAGCCUCGACUUGUGGAAGCUGCAACUGCUCAAUUAAACAAGUUGCCAUUUUACCAUUCUUUUUGGAAUCGUACGACAAAACCUUCACUGGAUCUUGCAAAGGAUCUUCUUGAAACUUUUACUGCAACCAAAAUGGCAAAAGUCUUCUUUACAAACAGUGGAUCUGAAGCUAAUGAUACUCAGGUGAAGCUCGUUUGGUAUUAUAAUAAUGCACUUGGAAGACCAAAUAAGAAGAAAUUUAUUGCUCGAGCAAAAUCAUAUCACGGUUCAACUUUGAUAUCAGCUAGUCUUUCUGGACUUCCUGCUCUACAUCAAAAGUUUGACCUGCCAGCUCCAUUUGUGUUGCACACUGACUGCCCUCACUAUUGGCGCUAUCAUCUAGAAGGUGAGACGGAAGAGGAAUUCUCAACAAGAUUAGCCAACAAUUUAGAGAACCUUAUUCUGAAAGAGGGUCCAGAGACGAUUGCUGCAUUUAUCGCCGAGCCUGUUAUGGGAGCAGGAGGUGUUAUACCUCCUCCUGCUACUUAUUUUGAGAAGAUACAAGCUGUUGUGAAAAAGUAUGACAUACUUUUUAUCGCUGAUGAGGUUAUUUGUGCAUUUGGAAGGCUUGGGACGAUGUUUGGAUGUGACAAGUACAAUAUUAAACCAGAUCUUGUUUCACUAGCAAAGGCUCUUUCUUCAGCAUAUAUGCCCAUUGGAGCAGUCAUGGUGAGCCCUGAAGUUUCAGAAGUCAUUUAUUCUCAAAGCAACAAACUUGGUAGUUUCUCUCAUGGAUUCACCUACUCUGGGCACCCUGUAUCCUGUGCUGUUGCAAUUGAAGCACUCAAGCUCUACAAGGAGAGAAAUAUUGUUGAGAAAGUGAAGACCAUUUCACCGAGGUUUCAAGAUGGUCUAAAAUCCUUUUCUGACAGUCCUAUUGUUGGAGAGAUCAGAGGUACCGGCUUGAUUCUUGGUACUGAGUUUACAGACAACAAGUCGCCUAACAAUCCGUUCCCUCCUGAAUGGGGGGUUGGUACAUAUUUUGGAGCACAAUGUGAGAAGCAUGGGUUGCUAGUACGUGUUGCAGGUGACAACAUAAUGAUGUCUCCACCAUUUAUAAUUACUCCUCAAGAGGUUGAUGAAUUAAUAAGCAAAUAUGGGAAGGCGUUGAAGGCUACAGAGGAGAGGGUGAAGGAACUCAAGUCUCAGCAGAAGAAACACUGAAUAGGUUAUAUUGAUGAUGGUGAAAAUUAUGUAUGUUGCUUCGUGUGAACUGAAAGCUAUUCGCAGGGUUCGUACUUGGGACAUGUUUUCUGUAAGAUAUAUCUGGUGCCUUAAUAAAGAAACUGUUUUUAGUCUUA